AGACCGACGGAACAAAUCCAGCAUCAUCACAUUGCUGCCUUUUGAGAGGAAGUUCAGAAUUUGAGAGCAGGAAUUACGACCUGGUUCGAAGUCCAUUGGCCGGUUGGAUCUUCAAGAAACAGCAAAAAGGGAGGACUAAAGCUGCCAUGCGGAGCAAGCUGGGUCCGAGCGGCCUGCUGCCGGGCCUGACUCUGGUCCUGGCUCUGGUCCUCUUCUGCCCGGCCUGCGGAGCCUCCUCUCUGGGCCUCGCGGUGCACGUCGUCCCCCUGGACGCCGACGGAGGCAACACGGUUCGGGCUCACUUCAGCGUCAUCGCCGCCGGUCCGUGCCCCUCUGUGUCGGGGCUGUGCUCCGCGGGGGAGGACUGCCUGGUCCACGACACCUCGGUGCCGUUCACCGGCGCCAAGCCCGGCUCUGGCUGGUGCGUCCGCCAGUGGCAGAAAACCGUGCCCAGCGAAUACAACGCCACCAUAGAUCUAGGGUCCAACACAGAAAUUUACGUGUCCAUGAACGCGAGACCGAAGGUUCGACAAAACAGCGGCAGACUGAACCAACCUGCUUAUGUUGGUCUGCCUCCUCCACUGAGGGGGCGGGCCGGGUGCCCCCACCACUUCCCCCUGUCGGUGAAGGACCUGGACGGUGACCGGGUCACGUGUCGCUUGGCUCGGCCCGACCAGGGAGAGUGUGUCAGCUGCCCUCAGCACGCCUUCAUAGAGCUGGAUGAGGAGAAGUGCACGUUGUCCUUCACUGGGGACACGCCGGUGGGGCAGUACUCCAUCUACCUGAUGGCGGAGGACCUGAUGCCUGACAGCGGCCCUCUGAGCUCUGUCCCCGUGCACCUGUCUCUCACCGUGGAGGAAUCCACCUCCAGCUGCCUCGAUGAACCCACGGCGACGGGGGACACCCCCCAGGAGGACACCACGCUGUUCGUCCUGCCGUACCAGCAGGUGCAGUUCGACACCGUCUUCACGUCACAGAGAGAAAGUGUUGCGGAGAUAGCGGUGAUCGGGCCCCCCGAACUCCACAGGGUCGGGUUCACAGCAGUCGGCCCCCUGGCGGCCAUGACGGUGGCCUGGAUCCGCUCCGAAAACCUGCUGCCCCGCCUCCUACCCGUCUGCUUCGUGGCCAACACCAACAGCUGGCAGUCGGAGCCGCGGUGCGUGUGGCUGUACCAAAGGCAGACGAGGGCGCUUCCCGCUGGAACAGUGCUGACGUGUGAGGAGGCGCAGAUGAACCUGGUGCUGCCCGUCGCCUCGCUCGGCGGCGUCGACCUGGCCGAGCUGCAGCUCAACAGCGCCACCUGUCCCGUCACCUACAACAGCACGCACCUGACCGCCGUCAUCCCGCUGAGCGGCUGCGGCACCAAGGCUGUGCACUCUGGGUCGGAUCUGGUUUACACCAACACUCUGCAAAGCGUGCGUCCGUUCACCGUAGUCAGCCGCCACCCCUCCCUGGUCCUCCCGCUGGUCUGUCGGAUCCCCGGAGUCCAGGCCCGGGGGCCGCAGUACAGGGUGCGCGUCCCCACCGAGAAGGAGUCCUUCGGCGAGGUCACGUUCUGGUUGGAGGUCCACCCGCCGGGGCAGGGGCCCCUGGGAAACUUCACGCGCGUACCCAGGUUCCGCUCCCUCCAGUUGGCGCCGAGGAGAGCGCGUCGAGAAGCGGCUGCCGUCGGGUCCAGACUAACCCUGCUGGACCUCCAGGUGAUGUCCAACAGCAGCACCGCCGCGGCCGAGAUGCUCGUGGGAAACUGCCGCCGGUCUGAGACGGAGGACUUUGCAGAGUCCACCUUCCUCCUGGAGAACGGGUGUUCAUCGUCCAACAGCACCCUUGAGGUUCUUACAGAAGAAAGGGACUCCAGGGUUUACCGCCUCGAUUUGAGCUCCAUCCAGACCCAAGGAACCACGAUGUACGUGGAGUGCACGGCGAGUCUCUGCAUCCCCACCUCGCCCUCUCAGAAGUGCCCCGACCUGUGCGCCGGCUCCGUCGGCCAAUCGGUGACCAUCACCAAUCUGUUCACCAAGGAGUACACCGUUCGCUCGGGACCCGUCAGCCUCCUGGUCGGCUCUCCCACGACGGCGAGCCCCGCGCCGGCCUCUUCACCGGGAGUCACCCCCCCGCCGGUCACCGCCGCUCCCACCGCCGCUCCAUCUGGCCAGAGCACCACCAGCUCACGGGCUCGUGAACGGGCCUCGGCGGCGGCAGCAGGAGUCGUUUUGACCGCGAUGAGCAUAUUUCUUCAACACGUCCUUCACUGAGCCUGCGUGAGGACCUGUGAGAACACGGAGCGGGACACGUGUCUCUCCGCCGUGUGUGUGAACACCUCCGUACACGCCGCACUAAAAACACCCCCCCCCCCAAAAAGAAUUGCUUCUCCUUUGACAUUUAAAAUCUCUUUUUUACAAUAAAACCCUUUAAACCAUGAUUGCUGAGUGGAUGGACAAUCCAACAUUUGGUAAAGGCCAGCUUCUUCAUCAUUUAAUAUCCUAAUAAUGUGUAACUGACCAUUUUUUAAACAAUUUAAUUGAAAGACAAUAAACCACCAAAAAGAAUCAUCGCCCAUCCCUUGCUGUCAUUGAGUGAUCCGUCUUAUCGGACCUCAUCUCAUUACUAGAUGUAGGAUGUGAAACAGUGUCGCUUUGUUUUAUGUCAUUCUUCACGACUUCCUGUCAUCAGUUGACUGGUUCAAGCAAAUAAAUAUAGAAAUAACAUCUAAAGAAUAUAAAUAACAGCAGUCCUAUUGUAUGUCCUAUUGAGACGCUGGAUGUAUUAGAGUUUAUUGCACAUACAGUGUUUUCUCUUCAUACAAUUUAGAAAAAAGUUGAUUGGACUCUUUAGCACUGUUUUCAUAAACAAUGAAUCAAUUUCAAACAUUGUGGAAAUCCUUGUGGUCUGUUCAAUUUUUUUUUCCAUUAUUAAAACAUUGAAUCAGACCUAUUUCAACCUAUUUCAUUUGUGCUUGUACUAUUGUUUAAUUGUAAAACGUUGUUGGGGUUACAAAGCUUUUAAGACUGCUGGUCAGUCAGGCAUCUAUUGUCACACAAACUGGUUAAAUAAGGAACGUACAGUAUGUGUAAUAUUUUUAUUAUAGUAUAAUUCCUAUUGAUUUAUUUAUUCAUUGACAUAUAACAAAAGUACUACUAAUAGUAAUAAUGAUAAUGUUGAUUGUAGAGCACUUUUUGGAAAUAAAGUUUACAAAAAGCUUAACUUAAGUCAACUAAAACCAAACUAAACAAAUUGAGCAGUUUACAGGUGACAAUAACAAAGGUUUACCACAUGAAUAAAAAUCAAAUGAGCACAGCUUUACGCGUGUGUGUAAUCAUCAACAUAAAAAAAAAAAAAAAAGAA
Pungitius pungitius (ninespine stickleback) is the source of this 3345-nucleotide messenger RNA. RefSeq lists its product as uncharacterized. NCBI's taxonomy places the organism in Eukaryota, Metazoa, Chordata, Actinopteri, Perciformes, Gasterosteidae. The transcript is spliced from 16 exons. Gene Ontology annotation, cellular component: cell surface. The record is from RefSeq and is a predicted model, not a curated record. Bases 147 to 2255 code for a protein of 702 amino acids.